Molecule: messenger RNA, 639 nt
Organism: Colletotrichum phormii
Lineage: Eukaryota; Fungi; Ascomycota; Sordariomycetes; Glomerellales; Glomerellaceae
Exons: 1
Coding region: 319-543 (74 amino acids)
Source: RefSeq, a predicted model, not a curated record
GCAACUCAAGUAUAAUCAACCUCCGGCCUUAGCCAAGACUCGCUCAAUCGUCAGCAUGUGGCUCAUAGACACAACAACACUUAAACUUCAUGAACGCUCAGAGGGUGCAAAAUACACCAUCCUCUCUCAUACGUGGGAUCAGCAGGAAGUGUCGCAUAAAGACAUGAGCAACCUCGCCGUUGAUUCCACUCAGAAAGGGUUUGCAAAGAUCGCCAAGACGUGCGAAAUUGCCAAGUAUCUGGCAUAGAUUGGGCCUGGGUCGAUACAUGUUGCAUCGACAAGAGCAGCAGUGCCGAGCUAACCGGAUCAAUCAAUUCCAUGUGGCGGUGGUAUCAAGAAGCUGAGAUUUGCUACGUCUAUCUCUCCGAUUUUGUAAUGCCACAAGCGGUCAAUGGUCAAUUAUCAGAAGAGGAGGCUCCUGUCGUGGACUUCGAGGACUGCCGCUGGUUUACUCGGGGAUGGACCUUACAGGAGCUUCUCGCGCCCAAUCAGGUAGUCUUCCUCGACAAGUACUGGACAGUCUGCGGCACAAAGGAGUCUUGACGCAAGCAGAUAUCCGAGAUUACAUGUAUCAGCUCACAUGGCCUCGAAGAUUCUAGCCGCUUGUUGUUGUUGUUGUUGUUGUUGUUCUAUUUAACG